Molecule: messenger RNA, 342 nt
Organism: Microthlaspi erraticum
Lineage: Eukaryota; Viridiplantae; Streptophyta; Magnoliopsida; Brassicales; Brassicaceae
Source: the annotation of a GenBank genome assembly
AUGGAGCCAAGGAGCAAUUUUGAAGAUUUGAUAACUUUCAUCAAGAGUUCUCAUAGAGAGCACACAGCCUUGAUUGAUGAGAGAUUGGACUCUAUUAAGAGAGAAGAAGGUGUGCUACCAGGAAAAGUGGAAAUCAAUCCAAGGAGAGCAGCUGUAGCAGCUAUCACUCUUAGGAAUGGAAAAGGGUAUGAGCCACCAGCAUACCCAGAUCAAGAGGAAGCAAAGCCGCCAAUCAAGAAGAAACCAAUGGAGUAUGUCAUAUUGGAGAUGGGACUGAACCACCUAAGAAGUCCAUGUCAGAAUAGAACCAGGAACUCAGGAGGAAGUGGAGAAGCCACCUGA